Messenger RNA from Bipolaris oryzae ATCC 44560, 306 nucleotides. RefSeq lists its product as uncharacterized. NCBI's taxonomy places the organism in Eukaryota, Fungi, Ascomycota, Dothideomycetes, Pleosporales, Pleosporaceae. The record is from RefSeq and is a predicted model, not a curated record. The transcript has a single exon. The coding region runs from base 1 to 306 and encodes 101 amino acids.
AUGGAUAGAGGCUCCAUUGAGCCGCUCGCCUAUGGCAACCGUGCACCGUCCAUGGGCGGACAGGGAACCAUGCCAGGUGGGCAAAAGGAGGUGUCGAGCAGCCGCAUGAACAUGAUAAACAACAAGACAUGGACACAAUGGACCGGUACAAUGUGGGAUGGGGUGGACUCGAGGAGGAAUGUCGUGUGGGUGCCCGGUACAGGCGGUAGCUCUAAGCGCCGUAGUGCCAAUGGGUGGUGGUGGUGGUGGUGUUGCACCGUGUUUGGAGAGGUGCAACAUGGAAAUAACAGGACAACGCAGCCAUGA